AUGGGCCAAGGACAGAGAGCACUGGGCAGAGGUGCAGGGUCGAUUACGGUGAGGCAGCCUAUUUUGGUCUCCGCUACUCGUCGUCGUGAGGACAGAGAUGCUCCAGAUGUCAUUACAGUUUCUGCUGAGGGGAUACGAGUCGAUCUUCGUAAGAUUGAGGCGGUGUUGGAUUGGAAAAGGCCGAAGAAUGUGUCUGACAUCCGUAGCUUUCUGGGGCUGGUAGGAUAUUAUGGACGUUUUGUAGAAGGGUUCUCCUUGAUCGCAGCUCCAUUGACUAAGCUUCUGCAUAAAGGAGUUCCUUUCGAUUAG
Molecule: messenger RNA, 309 nt
Organism: Gossypium arboreum
Lineage: Eukaryota; Viridiplantae; Streptophyta; Magnoliopsida; Malvales; Malvaceae
Exons: 2
Coding region: 1-309 (102 amino acids)
Source: RefSeq, a predicted model, not a curated record